Molecule: messenger RNA, 614 nt
Organism: Heterobilharzia americana
Lineage: Eukaryota; Metazoa; Platyhelminthes; Trematoda; Strigeidida; Schistosomatidae
Source: the annotation of a GenBank genome assembly
AUGACAGUAUGUACACCAAUCAACGUUAAGCAUUCAGAUUUUAUGUCGGUAUUACGUAUAGAAAAACAUAAUUACAAUUUCCUGUUUCGACAGCCUGUUUUCAAUUUUGCUUUGGGUUAUGCUGAUAUAUUUUUGCAUGAAACACCUAUGAAGAAUGACAUUGGCAACAGUAAAUCAAAUUUUGAAACAUUUUUAGUAGAAAAAACAAUCGUUGAGCUUUGCGGUCAAGAUGUUUCUGAUGUCCACGAACACGAUACACGUUUAUCGUCACCAAAAGAACAAAAUCGAUCUCAACAUAUGUCUCCUGUUAGCGAGAGACUUGAUCUUGUAGAUACGCAACAGAAAGAAGUAUUGAAUACUGAAGCUUUUGGUCCACUUGAAGAAAAAAUGUCUGACAGGAAUAUUUUAUCUGCAUCUACAGUAAUCAGUAAACACGAAAAUCGUAGCUCUGAACCAGAGGAAGAUGAUGGUGAAAUUGACGAUGAUGAUGAUGAUAAGGAUGAUGAAGACGAUGAUAACGAGGAUGAUGACGAUGAUGAAAACAUGUUGUAGAACAAUUUGAACGUUAUGAACCUCAAACUGUACACGUCAACCCCCCAGAGCGUGCUCCAAAU